Ostertagia ostertagi is the source of this 549-nucleotide messenger RNA. The record is from the annotation of a GenBank genome assembly. NCBI's taxonomy places the organism in Eukaryota, Metazoa, Nematoda, Chromadorea, Rhabditida, Trichostrongylidae.
AUGAUCAGGCAGUUUAUGCUCGACAUACCACAUAUGCUUACUCGCCGAGAUGAGAAGAAUAUUUAUUUUCGUUUGGGCCAUCGGCGCAAUGGUGGCUGUCUAUCCAGUAAUGUGGCUAAUUCAGAAGUUCGGCACCAGAUCAAUUGUGACGCUUUUCGGCUUUUUCUCUGCUCUUUGUACUGCACUUAUUCCACUGUGUGCUUAUCUUGGGUUCUAUUGGAUGGUUGUAAUGCGAUUUCUGCAGGGUACAGGUCUUUCGACUGGAUUCAUUCUUAUUGGUACUGUCACUCGGCAAUGAUCCAUGCAAAAACAGAACGCAUUUUUUAUCGCUUUUCUAACAUGUUUUUUCCAGCGUUGUGUACCUCCUCUCUUGGAUGGCCAUCUGUUUAUUAUUUACAUGCCCUUGUCACCUGUAUUUUGUUUCUGAUGUUUCUCUAUUUUUACAGAGAACAACCACAAACACAUGCAUUCGUAUCUGCUAAGGAACUGGAUCGUAUCAAACGUGACAAAGGAGAAACAGACAAAAGGGAACCGCUGCCCUUGAAGGUA